Messenger RNA from Sinocyclocheilus rhinocerous, 1299 nucleotides. Its product is annotated as egl nine homolog 3-like. Gene Ontology annotation, molecular function: ferrous iron binding; L-ascorbic acid binding; peptidyl-proline 4-dioxygenase activity. The record is from RefSeq and is a predicted model, not a curated record. Lineage: Eukaryota; Metazoa; Chordata; Actinopteri; Cypriniformes; Cyprinidae. The coding region runs from base 241 to 957 and encodes 238 amino acids. Gene Ontology annotation, biological process: cellular response to hypoxia; peptidyl-proline hydroxylation to 4-hydroxy-L-proline. Gene Ontology annotation, cellular component: nucleus; cytoplasm. The transcript is spliced from 5 exons.
UCCGCCCACUGAAGCGCGACACACAUUCUGCACGUUCCACACUCGCCGCAGGUGCGCUGCGCUCGGAUCCUCUGGCGCUCAUGGACCCUCACACAGAGCGAUUAUAAAGCCCACCUGCAGCCCCCGUCUGCUGCCUGUGGCAUUCUUUACCCGUCUCUUGAGGGACGAUCCCGUGGCAUUAGAUAUUAGGCUACUUUGGAAAAACUUUCGUUAAUUUGAACGCAACGAGCUCAAGACAAAAUGCCAUUUCUUCAGCACGCACUGGACUCGCAGUUGGAGAGUUUGGCUUUAGAGCAAGUGGUUCCGGCUCUGUUGGACCGAGGCUUUUUUUACGUGGAUCAUUUUCUGGGGGACAUCGCGGGCCACAUGGUUCUGGGUCAGGUCAAACGCAUGCAUUCCUGUGGGCUUCUCAACGACGGUCAGCUGGCCAGAAGAAGCCAUGGAGUUUGCAGGAGAAGCAUCAGAGGAGAUCAAAUCACAUGGGUUAACGGGACCGAGAUUGGCACGGAGGCUGUCAAUUUCUUAUUAACACUCAUAGACAAACUUAUUUCUCUGUGUGUGGGUCGACUGGGCAAAAGUAUUCGUGCAAGGUCAAAGGCGAUGGUGGCUUGUUAUCCAGGAAAUGGAGCAGGAUAUGUGAAACAUGUAGAUAACCCUAAUGCAGACGGCCGCUGCGUCACCUGUAUUUACUAUCUGAAUAAAAACUGGAAUGCCAAGGAGCAUGGCGGAUUGCUAAGGAUAUUUCCUGAAGGAAAACCUUACGUAGCCGACAUCGAGCCUUUGUUUGAUCGACUUCUGAUUUUCUGGUCAGAUCGUAGAAACCCUCAUGAAGUUCAACCGUCGUAUGCUACAAGGUAUGCAAUCACUGUGUGGUACUUUGAUUCAGAGGAAAGAGCUGAAGCAAAAAGAAAAUUUAGAGAUCUGACAGCCAACUCACAGGAGGGUUCAUCAUCUUAACAGAAAUACACUGGCCUGUCACCUCAGAGAGGAUUUCUUUUGUCUACCGUCUUAUUUCUUAGCUUUUUUUUUUUCUAUUUUUACAUUGCUUGUUGCACUAAUGGUACCUCUCCCCCCACUUUGUAUUUGUGAUUUACUACGUUUGAAUCCGGUUCUUCAAAUAAGUGAAGAGUCGUUUGAGUAACCCGCUGCUAAUGUAAAGACAAUUUUGUGAAAAAUGUGAGAAUAUUAAUACUGAUUAAUGGAUUAUUAGAUGUUUAUUAUAAUUAGUCUUUUAAACAAACUUUUCAGAGCUAUAUUGUCUAGAUGUGUUAAAAGAAAAUGAAAAAGGAAUAGAUAAGA